AUGGAACGAAUGUUGGACAUUCAGUUCCAAAGAAAAUUGAAAAAUGUGCAUAAGCUAAGUGGUGUCAUACAGUGGAAAUACGAAAAGCGGCCAUUUUGUAAUGCAUUUACAGGUUGUGGGAGGAAGCGAUCUCAAUUUUCACCUUUUACUCUGUUGAAACGCAAUGCAAUAGAAACUGAACCCUACAAUAACGAAGGAAUGGACGAAGGCCUAAGUGAUUUGAUAGAUAUAAAUGCAGAACCAGCUGUGGAAAAUGUUCAAAAGCAAAUAAUGUCGCAAGCGAAAAUAUUUGAAGCUAUUAGAGAAGCGAGCAAGGAAAUAUUUCGACAAAAAAAUAAGCAAAAGAUGAAAUAUCAACAACAGGAAUAUGCAAAUCACUAAACAUGCUAACAUUCUAUUAAUAAACGCAAAUAUA
This is a messenger RNA of Teleopsis dalmanni, 415 nucleotides long. RefSeq names its product cardioactive peptide (gene CCAP). The record is from RefSeq and is a predicted model, not a curated record. The coding region runs from base 1 to 381 and encodes 126 amino acids. NCBI's taxonomy places the organism in Eukaryota, Metazoa, Arthropoda, Insecta, Diptera, Diopsidae. The transcript is spliced from 3 exons.